Messenger RNA from Thelazia callipaeda (thelaziosis nematode), 203 nucleotides. NCBI's taxonomy places the organism in Eukaryota, Metazoa, Nematoda, Chromadorea, Rhabditida, Thelaziidae. The record is from the annotation of a GenBank genome assembly.
AUGGAACGAGCAGCUUGUCAUAUGGCACAUGUUUUCACAACUGUUAGCCAAAUAACAAGUAUUGAAGCAGAGCAUUUAAUACAUCGUCAGCCUGACAUUUUGACACCAAAUGGUUUGAAUGUGGUCAAAUUUGCUGCACUACAUGAAUUUCAGGUUUUACUUUCCAAUAUAUUUAUAAAAGGUUCAGUUUUGAAAAUUUAAAG